Messenger RNA from Ceraceosorus guamensis, 1539 nucleotides. RefSeq names its product Tudor/PWWP/MBT. The transcript is spliced from 7 exons. Gene Ontology annotation, molecular function: oxidoreductase activity, acting on the CH-OH group of donors, NAD or NADP as acceptor. The record is from RefSeq and is a predicted model, not a curated record. NCBI's taxonomy places the organism in Eukaryota, Fungi, Basidiomycota, Exobasidiomycetes, Ceraceosorales, Ceraceosoraceae. Bases 234 to 1238 code for a protein of 334 amino acids.
AACAUCAAGACAUUACUACUACAAAGGAAGCUCAUCGUAUCGUCACCUUCGUUGAGCUUACUAGGGGGCUGGCUGUUCUUAGACGAUUGCCAAGGCUUAACACGAGGCGUUCGGAAGCUGGUCACACAAGGUCUCCGGAACUUGGCGCACCAUCAAAAGUCGCCAGUUGGCUCACCCUUCAACCUACCACAUUCAGACAUUCCUCAUCAAGCGCCCGAACAAGCUUCAUUACCAUGCCCUCCUCGAAGCCAAGGGAGGAUAAAACCUUCAAUGCGGGCGAUGUCGUAAUGGCCAAGGUGAAGGGGUAUCCACCAUGGCCUGGCAUUGUUGUCGAUGAGAAGAACGUGCCCACUUCGGUCAAUAAGCAGAGGCCAGGCAAAGGCGUGUACACUGUGCGCUUCUUCCCUCAAGCCGACUACAAUUGGUUCAAAGGCUAUGAGAUGAACCACCUUACGCCCAAGGAGAUCAAGGCUUUCUUGGAUGAGCCCUCGAGAGCAAAGGCAGAUCUUCGUCAAGCUUUCUUGAUUGCGCAGGACCCCAGUGACUGGAACGACGAGCAGAACGUCAUUGUCAAAAAUGCGGAAGAAGCAGCUUUAGAAUUUGCUGAGGGCCAGGAUGAGCUGGCGGAGGAUGAAGAUGACGACACCAUCACCGCCAAGCGUGGCGGUAAGGAUAAGAGGAAGCGGGAAGAAAAGAAAGGAGGAAAGAUUCGCGAGUCUGCAGAAUCCAAGGCAAAGAAGCAGAAGAAGGGAGAUGACGAGAAAGAAAGGGCUGCCAGUGCUCGAAAGAGUGCUGCUGGUGAUGAAGAAAGCGUCGCACAAGAUCCCGAGACAAAGAUGGUGUACGGAUGGCGACACGCUUUGCAGCGAGGCUUCUUGCCCAAGGACGGCAUUAUCAAGGAGGAUGAGACGCCAAACUUUGACAAGACUUUCAAAUCAGUUGAGAGCUACACGGACAUUACUGAGGAGCAGUUGAGGGAGACGAAGAUCGGCAAGGUGAUGAAGCGCAUUGCGCUGCUCACCGAUAUUCCCAAAAACGACGAAUUCAACUUCGCUGGGCGAGCACAGGCGCUGUGCCAAAAAUGGGGAGACGUAAUGGCUGGAGGAGGAGGAGGUGCGCCCAGAGUCUCGAAUGGUAGCGCUGGAGGUGCAGCGGCUGCCAAAGAUGAGCCCACGAAUGACUCUGAAGACCCUGCCGCAGAGACCAAACAAGAUGAAGCUGCCGCAGAAGCUUCAUGAGCCUUGGAGCUUGGCUUGAGAGUGCUCUCAGAUGCACGCGCUUCAGGCGACAAUCGCCAACUAGGGCCAGACGAUGCGAGAUCGGCGUUUCGAUGACAACACGUGAAAUCUCGCGAAUCGAUGUACUUUUUCGACGACCAGAGGGCGACCACUCGCUCUUUCUCGAUUUUCCUGCAGUUCUUUCCGAAAACCUGGCGGUCUGCAAUGGCCAUUAGCAAGAAGAACAAACUUCAAGCCUGUCAUGAGUACAGUGUUCAGGCGUGAUCACUGGGAUUUGGUAUCUCAGAAAGACGUUCAGCUG